AUGUGUCAAAGCCGACUCAUUAAAGCUCUCAAAUGCAAAAUCCCAAAGGAUCCAGCCAAAUCCAUGAGAAAAAUAGUAAUUGAACUUGAGGUAGACAACAAGAUCAUUAGAAAUGCAGUAAAAUAUGAUUUGAGGUUAAAGUCUUACACAAGAACACCAAAACAUUUGUUGACAACAGCUAUGAAAGAAAAGAGAUUGGAAUGGUGCAAGAAAAUUAUUACAUGGUUCAAGAAAAAGUCCUCCACUGUAACGAUCGUUUCAGAUGAAAAGAUCUUCACUGUCGAUGUUCUGAACCGCAGAAAUGACAGAUUUAUUGCAAAAUCGACAGCUGAGGUUAAGGGGACAUUCAAAACAAAACAUCCUGCUCAAGUUAUGGUUUUUGGUGUUGUGGCUUCCGAUGGAAAGAAAAUGCCUAUAAAAUUCUACAAAGCUGAUGAAAAGAUCAAUGUUAAUACUUCCUACAAGACUCUGAGAUACCAGGUAUUGCCAUGGCUUAAAGCAAACUACCCAGAUGGUAAUUAUGUAUGGACACAGGAUGGUGCUCCAGCCCACACGGCUAGAAAAAUACAAGAUUUCCGCAAAUCCAACUUUAGCAAGUUUUUGGAAUCAUGUUUUUGGCUGCCUUCUAGCCCAGAUCUAAACCCUCUGGAUUAUGCUAUUUGGGGUGUUUUAGAACAUGCUACCAAUAGAACAUUACACAGCAAUGUCGACUCUCUUAAAGAUACUAUAAAAGAAGAAUGGGAGAAGUUGUCUCCCGAAUAUUUGAGGAACACUUGUGCAAGUUUUAGGAAGUGUGUGAAGGCAGCUAUUGAGAAAGAAGGAGGACACAUGGAAUAG
Octopus bimaculoides (California two-spot octopus) is the source of this 837-nucleotide messenger RNA. RefSeq lists its product as uncharacterized. The record is from RefSeq and is a predicted model, not a curated record. Lineage: Eukaryota; Metazoa; Mollusca; Cephalopoda; Octopoda; Octopodidae.